GGUGUGUUUCCCCAAUUCAGCAGACCUUUUAUCUGCAAAUUUUGUUCGAGAAAAGCAAUUAUGGUUCCCCAAGAGUGGCUUGUUGAAGACGAGAGCGCCAAAGAGAUGCUCGAUAGGGUUCAGACGGAUCGGCCCUUCUUGCUUCUUCCUCCUCUUCAUCGGGUUCCUCUGCGCGUCGGCAAUGUCGUCGAAAUUGUUGGUCCUUCUCCUUCCGCCAAAACCCACAUCUUGAUUCAGGCUGCAAUCAACUGCAUCCUGCCUCAAGAGUCGGAUGGCGUCAAGUAUGGAGGACUCGGGCAUUUAGUGAUGUUCCUAGAUUUGGAUUGUCGCUUUGACAUUUUACGGUUUUCGGAAUUGCUCAAGCUUCGGAUCUUGGAAGCCAGAGGAUCUAAGGAUGUUGAAGCUUGGAACUAUAAUGAGAGAAUGAAACCUUACAAUGAGGAACUAUUUGCAUUUUGCAUAAGACGGUUCAUAUACUUACGUUGUCAAGAUAGCUUGGAAUUUCUGGCUAGUCUUAAGACAUUACAUUAUCGUCUUCAAAAGGAAAGGGAAGCACAUGGAAUUGGUGUUCGUUUCCUUAUGAUUGACAGGUUUUAGUUAAGAAUUGAAAUUAUUACUGUUUUAAAUAUUUUUGCUGCUAUUUUUUUUUAUUAUUGUUGGAUUGUAUUUUUUAUUAGCUAAUUUAUUGGUAUAUUAUUUAUGUUGAAGCAAGAAUUUUGGUCAGAGUAGUGUGUUUAAAGAGUAGUGGAAGAACAAGUGUCAUAGCUGUUAAACAUAUAUGGAAAGACUUACAGUAGAAUUCUAUGAAAUGUUUUUCAUUAGAAACCAAGUGUGAUGUGUAGAAGAAUUUUUUUAGAGAUCAUCCUUGAUCUCUAUUUUUGUUUCUGUAAGAUCUCAAACUUACCUCAUAUUCUCGAUUUAGCCCUUGUACAUUUUAGAGACAUUGCUGGGAUGGACAUAGACAUGCACCCAAAUUUUCUUAGAAAAUAAAAAAUCAGAUACUGU
Messenger RNA from Rubroshorea leprosula, 1005 nucleotides. NCBI's taxonomy places the organism in Eukaryota, Viridiplantae, Streptophyta, Magnoliopsida, Malvales, Dipterocarpaceae. The record is from the annotation of a GenBank genome assembly.